This is a messenger RNA of Naegleria lovaniensis, 1521 nucleotides long. RefSeq lists its product as uncharacterized. The transcript has a single exon. Bases 1 to 1521 code for a protein of 506 amino acids. The record is from RefSeq and is a predicted model, not a curated record. Lineage: Eukaryota; Heterolobosea; Eutetramitea; Acrasida; Naegleriidae.
AUGUCCAAAUAUGACGCAAAGCACACGUUGCAUCGAUGUAAAUGCAAGAUACGUACGGGAAGUGUUCGGAUCAUUCUCCAAGAUUAUUAUCAUAGAAAUUCUCAUGAUGAUCAGCCUUUGAAUGUGGAAAUAAUGUUGAACAAGAAAUUCUCAUUGCAACAAUUGGGAAAGAAGAAAUGGCUUUUGAAUCGAGAAUUAAAAUACAAACAAUUCUUUCCAGUCGAAUUUAUGAACGAUCCUGAAUUUGUGUUGAAUCAUAUUAAAAAGUAUGAAUGUGGAUUGGAAUUUGCAUCUACACAAUUAAAACGAGAUCGAGAUUUUGUUUUGAAAGCAGCUCAAUACAAUGGGUUCAGGUUACAGUAUGCAUAUUAUCGCUGUGAUGAUAAAGAAGUGAUAUUGACAGCCAUAAAAACAGAUGUUUUUGCAUUUAAAACUGCUCCAAAAAAGCUUCAAGGAGACAAGGAGUUUGUGUUGGAAGUGGUGAGGCAGAAUGGAAUGGCUCUUUUGUGGGCUUCUAAAUUUCAUCAUGACAGGGAGGUUGUGUUGACUGCCGUCCAACAAAAUGGAACUGCAUUGCAAUUUGUUAAAUAUGCCAGCUUAAGAAAUUCGAAUUGGUACCGAACAGUUGCAUUGGAAGCAAUCAAACAAGAUAAGAAGGCACUUCAAUAUGUUUCCCACAAGUUACUUAAAAAUCAUGAUUUCAUGUUACAAGCUCUCAAAUUAAUAUUUCCAGAAGAGUUUGAAACCUCAUGCUCUUUUGAUUAUUCAUCGAAAGAAAUCAUGAUGAAGAUCAUUCAAGAAUUUGGAUUGUUACUUGAAUUUGUGUCAAGUGAACUCAAAAGUGAUCGAGAAAUUGUUUUGAGUGCAGUCAGAAAUCAUGGUCGUUCGUUGAAAUAUGCAUCAGAUGAUUUGAGAAAUGACAAAGAAAUUGCAUUAAUUGCUGUUCAACAAGAUGGUUGGGCAUUAGAAUAUGUUUCUUCAGAUUUGAAAGGAGACAAACAAGUUGUGUUGGCUGCGGUGAAUCAAAGUGGAUAUGCUCUUCAAUAUGCAUCAGAAGAGUUGAGGAAUGAUCGAGAAAUAGUCUUGACUUCAGUUACUCACGAUGGAUAUUCUUUGUGUUAUGCUUCAAAUGGGAUGAAGCAAGACAGACAAGUUGUGUUGACAGCUGUAAAACAAAGGUGUGAAGCCAUUGAAUUCGCUGAUGAUGAAUUGAAAAAAGACGAAGAAAUUGUGUUGGAAGCCGUCAGACGAGAUCGCAAUUGUUUUCAUUAUAUUUCAAGGAAAUUAUUUUGUGACAAAUCAUUCUUGUUGAAAGCAGCAAAGUUUGGAGGUAAAACACUUCUACGAUACACACCCAAAGAAAUUACAGAUGAUCAUGAAUUUAUGGUGAAACUUCGAGAAGAAAUCAAAAGAUCUGGAUUUAUUUCAGAGUACAGUGACGAAUUGUAUCAAGAAAUAAUGGAAACCUUUUAUCAUGGAGUGUAUUUAGGUUCUAGUUUGGAAAAUAGGAGGAAUCAUUAA